AGGAACUUGGCUUUAAAACCGAAUCCAUAACGAAGACAGAGCUAAUUGAACUCAUAAGGGUUUUCUUUUGUCUCAAAAUUAAGGCUUCAAAGAAACACAUCAUUUGUUUCUGUGUCGAAUCCAAUGGCCAACACUCUCUUCCAUCUACUUGUGAUCUUCUUGAGUCUAUCUCCUUUCUUCAUGAUCUCCCCCUCCAAUGCUUCUAGGGUUGGGAGCUUUAUCGAACGAACCAAUAACGUUUAUUAUCAACCUCAACAAGAUACGCUUCUGGGAGUGAAGGAGAAAAGAAGAGAAGAAGAGGAGCAUGGGGAGAGGAUGAUGGUGGAGCUCGAUGAUUAUCCUGGUUCAGGUGCCAACAACCGCCAUGUUCCUCGCCAACAGUUCGGUAGAGGCUGUAUCGACUGUUGAAAUCAAGAGACUCUUAAUUUAAAUGAAAAAUGUAUGUCCAAUUAUUUAUAACCAGUCACUAGAUAUAUAACAUAACUUUUCUUUAAUUCCUAAGAGAAAAAAAUAAGCCAUGUAUUGUGGUUGUCAUGUAGAUGAUCCAUGUUCUGAUAUGAAUACACUACAUACACAUGGAUCGAUGUAUCAUAUAUGUAUGGGCGAAGAGAUUUAUAUCCGAUCUUAAUAUAAGAUAAUUAACGUGUGCGGACCAAACCGUGCAUAUAUCA
Tarenaya hassleriana is the source of this 671-nucleotide messenger RNA. RefSeq lists its product as uncharacterized. NCBI's taxonomy places the organism in Eukaryota, Viridiplantae, Streptophyta, Magnoliopsida, Brassicales, Cleomaceae. The record is from RefSeq and is a predicted model, not a curated record. Bases 124 to 408 code for a protein of 94 amino acids. The transcript is spliced from 3 exons.